Molecule: messenger RNA, 1323 nt
Organism: Carya illinoinensis
Lineage: Eukaryota; Viridiplantae; Streptophyta; Magnoliopsida; Fagales; Juglandaceae
Product: protein FAR1-RELATED SEQUENCE 5-like
Exons: 1
Coding region: 1-1323 (440 amino acids)
Biological process (GO): regulation of DNA-templated transcription
Molecular function (GO): zinc ion binding
Source: RefSeq, a predicted model, not a curated record
AUGCCUUUUGCUCCAUUCGUGGGUGUUAACCAUCAUGGGCAGUCCAUACUAUUCGGGGCUGGAUUGCUAUCAAGCGAGGACACACAUAGUUUUGUUUGGUUGUUCCGGAUGUGGUUGGAUUGCAUGAAGGGUAGGGCGCCGAAGUCUAUCAUAACCGACCAAGAUAGAGCAAUGAAGAAUGCGAUUGCUACUGUAUUCCCUGAAACUCGCCAUAGAUAUUGUUUAUGGCAUAUCAUGCACAAACUUCCUGAGAAGUUAGAAUCGCACGCCAAAUUCAACCUUGGGUUGAAGACUGAUAUCCAGUCGGCAUUAUAUGAUUCACAGACCACCACAGAAUUUGAGGAGAGCUGGGGUGGACUACUUAUGAAGUAUGAUCUUAUCGGCAACAAUUGGCUUCAGACCUUAUAUGAGGAAAGGUCCUUUUGGGUUCCUGUUUUCCUCAAGAGUGUAUUUUGGGCUGGUAUGAGCACAACGCAAAGGUCUAAAAGUAUGAAUGCAUUUUUUGAUGGGUAUGUCCAUGCUGGGACGACAUUGAAGGAAUUCGUCGCCCAAUUCGAUAAUGCUCUUAGAAAGAAAGUGGAGGUCGAGACAACGGCUGAUUUCAAUUCUACCAACCAAACUAUCCCCUGCAUCUCCCCUUUCAACAUUGAGAAGCAGUUUCAAAAAGUCUAUACAAAUGCAAAGUUUAAGGAGGUCCAAAGAGAGUUUAUGGGACUAAUGGGUUGUAAUUGUUGGUUGGUUAGCACACAGGGGUGCAUUUUAACAUUUGACGUGUUGGAUGAAAUAUCAUUUGAUGAGCAAACCAAAAGAGUUCAUUACUCAGUUUACUAUAACGAAGAUGAGUGCGAGGUGAAAUGCACUUGUGGUUUGUUUGAGAUGAGGGGGAUUAUUUGUAGGCAUGCACUUAGAGUUUGUCAGUUGAAGAACAUUAAUGUGCUGCCGAAAGUUUAUUUCCUAGAUCGAUGGAGAAAGGACUUAAAGAGGCAUUACACAUUAAUCAGAAGUAGUUAUGAUGACGUGCGGGGUAGAUUAGACACGCGUAAUUACGAACUUAUGAUCCAAAGAUGUUCGAAAUUAGCCGCCAAAAUAUCCUCAAACAAUGAUAAAGUCCAUGCAUUCCUGCACUAUGUUGAUGACUUUGAUAAAUCAUGUGAAGGUUCCACAUGUCAGUCGACUAUCCAAUCAAAGAUGGCCAACCCAAAGGUGGUAUUGGAUAAGGGUAAAAAGAUUUUAAGCCCUAACGUCGUUCGAGGGAAACGGAGACCUCCAAAUAUGAGGAAGGUCCCACUUGUGGAGAAAUUGGCAACAAAGCGAAAAAAAUAG